AUGUCUCUGCCACGCACACUUGGGGAGUUGCAGCUCUAUCGGGUGCUGCAAAGGGCCAACCUGCUGGCCUAUUAUGAAACCUUCAUCCAGCAGGGUGGCGACGAUGUGCAGCAGCUCUGUGAGGCAGCGGAGGAGGAGUUCCUGGAGAUCAUGGCACUAGUUGGCAUGGCCACCAAGCCACUGCAUGUGCGUAGGCUGCAGAAGGCCCUACGAGACUGGGCGGCGAACCCUGCCCUUUUCAGCCAGCCUGUCUCAAAUGUUCCUCUCGGGGGCAUCCCAUUGUUCAAAGUUGAUGGGACGGGCACAAGUGGGCCCAGGAAGUCUGUGAGCAACGGCCAGCCGGGGUCACCGUGUGAAAAAGAGGAUCGGGCGUGUCUUACUCCAAUGCACAGUGGUAGUCCAAGAAGCCCUUGCUCCCAGGCCUCCCCACAGCCGCCAGACACACACUACAGGGAAAAACUGUCACCCAUGGACCCACACUGGCUCAGCCCAGAUUCUGAUGGGAACUGCACUUUGGCCUCUGCAUCUGGAAUAGAGGAGGAGCCGCCUAGCCCUCCUCUGCUGUCAACAUGUCCUCCCGGUCCCUCCACAUCUCCAAGUUCCUCGGCUUCUUUUGCACCAGCAGCUCUGUCAGCCUGGCCCGGAGGACAGCUGGACGCGGAGACAGCCCGGGCGGUGGUGGAGACAGUGGAGAGACUCCUCAGGACCCUGCCCAGGUCAGAUCCUGCAGAGGUGAAGAGUCUCUUGAGGUUGAACAAGAAGAUGGCAAAGACUGUGGGGCAUAUCUUCAAAAUGGGAUCACAGGAUGUGAACAAAGAAGAGGAGAUCCGAAAAUACAGUCUGAUUUAUGGACGCUUUGACUCCAAGCGGAGAGAAGGCAAGCAGCUCACACAUCAUGAGUUGAUCAUCAAUGAGGCUGCAGCUCAGUUCUGUAUGCGAGACAAUGUCCUUUUACUGAGACGGGUAGAGCUCUUUUCUUUGGCUCGGCAGGUGGCAAGAAAAUGUGCCUACACCUCCACACUAAAGCAUGCAAGGUCAAAUGCCGAUGAGAACAGCGUACUGUCCCUGAAGAGAGCGAGACAUGAGGUUAUUGUGCCUGAGAGUGUCUCAUCACUUCUCGGAGUGGAGGGCUCAGAGGCCUUGACUCAGAGAGCAGAUGAUGACAGCUUAUCCGCAGAAAGCCUGGAUAGUGGAUCACAUGACAUUGGCUCACAGUGCAACCAGUCUCCAUCUCCCCGCCCUCCCACUGACACCUCCAACCCAGCCAACUGGAGUCGCCAUCUCAUACAGCAAACGCUAAUGGACGAAGGGCUGCGAUUGGCCCGGAUGGUGUCACAUGAUCGGGCUGGCAAACUCAGCUUAGGGUCAGAAGGAACUCACUCCACAGACCAUGACAUCAAAGUAGAGAGGCGGAGCUCGAUAGCAGUGUGCAGGAGCAGCAGCCCUUGCAUCACCAAAGAUGACUCCAACCAGCGGGGGAAAUGA
Molecule: messenger RNA, 1485 nt
Organism: Scomber japonicus (chub mackerel)
Lineage: Eukaryota; Metazoa; Chordata; Actinopteri; Scombriformes; Scombridae
Gene: nab2
Product: NGFI-A binding protein 2 (EGR1 binding protein 2)
Exons: 6
Coding region: 1-1485 (494 amino acids)
Biological process (GO): negative regulation of DNA-templated transcription
Cellular component (GO): nucleus
Molecular function (GO): transcription factor binding; transcription coregulator activity
Source: RefSeq, a predicted model, not a curated record